This is a messenger RNA of Cadophora gregata, 1704 nucleotides long. RefSeq lists its product as uncharacterized. NCBI's taxonomy places the organism in Eukaryota, Fungi, Ascomycota, Leotiomycetes, Helotiales, Ploettnerulaceae. The record is from RefSeq and is a predicted model, not a curated record. The transcript is spliced from 3 exons. The coding region runs from base 1 to 1704 and encodes 567 amino acids.
AUGGCAGCUACAAUAGGCAUACUCCCUGCAGAUCUAGGAUCCUCCACGUCGAGAAUCCCAUUACGACCGAAAGCUGUUACUCCUACACCUACAAAUACCAUACGUCGGAAGGGCUCGUUUAUCCGGCUUGCCGACUCGUCGGAAGAAUUGCCAAGUUCACAUGAAUCCAUAUUCGAGGCCUUUUGUUUCUCUGCUAGUGAAGCAAGUAGUCACCAUGCCGAGCUCGUCGACAUCCCCUCUCGCAUUCCAAGACCAGUCAAGAAGAACGACGAGAAUAGCAGAGAUGUAUCACCAUCUAACUUCAUCGAUACGAUUCAUUUUCGCUACGGCAAUGGUACAGUUCUGGAUACGAUUACUGAGCAAAAGAGCUAUACAACCAUCAGCAGCAAAGCGAGGACGAAGUCGGCGGAUAAUAGCCCAAGUAUUCCUUUUCUGGGUCACCGAGAUAGUUUUAUCAUUUCCAAGACCCCGAGACGACAGAUAUCGUUCAGUCUGGAUGAUAUUGAGGAGAUCAAGAGGUCGUAUCAUGAUGCCUGUGUUGUGAUCGAGCAGGAAUUAUGUAAACCAUUACUUGUCCAAGAAAUAUAUGCUGAACCCAAAGUACCCAUCCAAGCACCACCCGACAGACCUCCAACACCGGAAGGAAUGCCCUCUUGGACCGAAGCACAAGUCCUCGCGAUUCCACGUCGCCGUCAAUCAAACCUACCCCAAGCAUCACAUCAAAGUCGAGUUCGCAGAUUCUUCAAUCUCUCCAGUGCCCCAACGUUAAGCUCCUGCCAGGUUUCGGACGAGAGAAACAGAACUGUUUCUGCACCAGUUCCGGGAAGAACAGCACCACGAUUCCGGCCCCCCAAAAGUGUUUAUGGAGCAAUAGAUCAACAUCCAUUCGCCAAAGCUCCGAUUGUGAAAACCCAGUCAGUUGCUCCUUCGGCCAUACCAAGACCUAAAGGUAAACGUCUACAAAAGCAACAGCGAGUACGAUUCACACCAUCCGCGACCGCACGAGAUUCUGAAGCAAACAUGCUUCAAGCUGCAAUAGAAUCAACGACAGCUACAGCACCUCAUCCAUUUCAACCAUUUCCAACUACCGAAACCCCUCCACCGAAGAAAGUCUGCCCGCAUCGAAAAACAAGCGGCUCCAUAGCGGCUCAGGACAAUCCCAGGACUACCACAGCCACUGAAUACUCAACCAUCCACUCCCCGGUACCAUACCAUCGAGACGAAGACACCACUUUGCCAUCCCCAAAUCCAGGAACAGCACUUCCAGACUCCCCCUUACCACAAACCCAAGCCGAGUUAGACUCCCUCUGCGUUCUCGAAUCUCCACAAGAGCGCCCAGCCUCCGUAUCCUCAACAACCUACCUCAUGACAGGCGCUCUUCGAGCACCUACACCACCGCCUCCAUCUGUAGCUCUUGAGCCAGAACUGGCCAAGGAAAACUGGUGCUGGAGAUGUACGUUGCGAUCUGCUGUUGGCAAGCUCGAUGAUUGGUGGAUGAAGAGUGCGAGGUGUAUUUGUUUUGUUUGUUGUGGGUUUGAUAUUGAGGAUGACAUGGAUGGGGAAAGGGAGAGGGGCGAUGGGAGGGGGAAUGGAAGUGGAAGUGGGACUGGAAGUGGGAGAGGGAGUGGGUAUAGGUCUCGGUAUAGUGAGAUGGAGGGACCGAGGAGAGUUGUUGUGGGGAAGACGCUGGCGGGGAGUUUGUGA